This is a messenger RNA of Rhizophagus irregularis DAOM 181602=DAOM 197198, 697 nucleotides long. The record is from RefSeq and is a predicted model, not a curated record. NCBI's taxonomy places the organism in Eukaryota, Fungi, Glomeromycota, Glomeromycetes, Glomerales, Glomeraceae.
AAUUUUCUUGAUUUGGAUUGAAUUUAUUAUCUAUCUCCGCUUAUUACCAUAUAUUGGUGUUUUUAUUUAUCAUUUCGCAAUUAUUUUCAAAUCUUUAAUUCCAUUUUUUUUGUUGACAUUUAUUGUAAUAUUAGCAUUUGCACAUACAAUGUUUGUAUUACUCAGAAAUCCAGUAGAUAUUAAAACCAAUAAUUCUACAUAUAGUGGAAGUGCUACAAAUUCUUUAACAAAUGAGAUUUUAUUUAAUAUUGAACUUAAACAAGAUUUUGAUCUCAAUUCUAGUGAUAAUCCAUUUACAACAUUUUCUAAAUCAAUAUUGGCUGCAUAUUUUUGGAUUAAUGGUAAUUGGAUUCAAAGAGAUGAAUUUGAUUUUUGGGUUGUUGAUUUAUAUACUUUUAUUGCAAGUAUAUUUCUUGUAAUAGUUUUGCAAAACAUGUUAAUUGCUUUUAUGAGUGAUGAAUAUGAAGCUGUAAAAGAGAAAAGUAGACAAAUUUUACUAAAAUAUAAGGCAAAUCGCAUAGCAGAUUAUGAAGCAUUAAAUCAUGUUCAUUUGUUUUCAAAUCCUGAAUCUCAACCAAAAUAUAUAUUUUAUCAUGGUCUUCCUGAAAGUUAUGAAAAAUGGUAUAAUAUAAGAAAAGAUGAUAGUAAAAGUGUUAUUUAUGAUAAUACAAAAGAAUUUGAUUUUGAAAAAUUUAAG